Molecule: messenger RNA, 965 nt
Organism: Pocillopora verrucosa
Lineage: Eukaryota; Metazoa; Cnidaria; Anthozoa; Scleractinia; Pocilloporidae
Source: RefSeq, a predicted model, not a curated record
GGCUCUAAGGAGCACGAUUCAGUAACCAAUAGGGUGGCAGGAUUCAUUUGUAAACACGUGUUUACAGAACAUUCCAGCUGUGUAACCGGGCUGGCUGUUGUGGGGAGAGAGGCUGGGUACAACACAACUUACUUGCUUAGUGCUGGCUGGGAUCGACGGAUCUUCUUGUGGGACCUGGAAGCAUCAUGUUUUCACGACACAUUCCGCAACACUGAUCCCAGCGCCCUUGAGAGCGAUGAGCUGGCCUCCGAUGGUAUCAUUAUGGACCUAACGUACAGCGCUGAAAGAAAUGAGUUCGCUUAUGCUUCGUCUGACAAGUUGGUGUACAUUAGACAGUUCUCUGACCGCGGUGCAGAAAUGACUUUGUCAGCGGUGUUACAGGGCCAUGAGGCUGAAGUUACACAGGUUCGCUGGAAUGCUGUGUUGAGCAAAUGGAUCACGGGCUCAGAAGAUGGAACUAUUCGUAUCUGGAGAGGAGAUGGAAUGGGUUGCGACGUGGUGCUGACUGCUCAAGGAGCUGUUUCAGCUCUGUGUAUUGAUCAAGUGAACGGCUGUAUUGUGGCUGGAGUCCAAGAAAUCAUCAGGGUUUAUGAUCCAGACACACGCAAGAUCGUGCAGAAGAAUCUUGGACACAGCGAUUCUGUGCGAUGUAUUAUUCAUAUUCCUGAGAGGAGUCAGUAUAUUUCCGCUUCUUGGGACAAAACUGUAAGGAUAUGGAACGCAUACAAGAAAACUCGCAAAAAGCCUGCGAAAGAGAUGACAGACUUUCCUGACUCAAGCAGUGGUAGUUUUUAGUGUUAUCUGAACGUGGUGAAGAACUAUCCGGGUAAGCCUCCUUUGAGUUCACGUCAACUGGACAGUCCAAUAUCUUUUAAAUAAAUUGUUUCUUACAUUAACUGUGUGCGUCUGGACUCAUCGUGUCAGCUUUGUCUUUGAACGCUGGAUAUAGUGUCACGCUGUUUAAG